GUUAUCGGAAAACAUCAAACACAACGACAGAAGUAAAAUCCUUCUGACAGGGAAAGUAAAAAGCGAGAGAAAUGGGGAGCAAGAGCAAUCUCAUAAGAGACAUCACCAAGCGCUGCCUAGAACACCUCGGCGGCUAUGGCUCCACGGAAGCGCCGUUCCUCUCCAACCAGCAUCAACAAUGGCGAUCCUACGCAGCUCACUCUUUUCACCGAUUGUCCAAACCCAGAGCUUCCAAAUUCCCAAAUCUUCUCUCUUCAACAUUUUCUUCGCAUUCAUUCUCGUCGUCGACAUCAAAAACUACUGGAUUCGUCGGGUGGUACUUGGGCGUCCUCGAAUCACGCCCGCUUUUGACGAAAAGCAUCUCCUCGUCUCUUAUUUAUGCAGCCGCCGACUUUACCUCCCAACUGAUCACAUCCCCAGCUUCUGGUUCACUUGACUCAAUAAGGACAUUGCGAAUGGCAGCAUAUGGGUUGCUAAUUUUAGGACCAUCACAACAUUUAUGGUUUAAUUCUAUGUCUGAAAUCUUGCCUAAGCGGGAUCUGCUCACAACCUUGAAGAAGAUUUUUAUGGGGCAAGCUAUAUAUGGACCUUGCAUCACUACUUGUUUCUUCUCGUAUAAUGCAGGUUUACAAGGUGAAAGUGGUGGUGAGAUAGUUGCCAGAUUGAAGCGAGACUUGCUCCCAACUUUGAUUAAUGGCGCGAUGUUUUGGCCUGUCUGUGAUUUUGUCACAUUUAAAUUUGUACCUGUUCAUCUACAGCCAUUGAUGAACAGUUCGUGUGCGUAUUUGUGGACCAUUUAUCUGACAUACAUGGCAAGUUUGAAAAAAGUGAGUGCAGAUUAGUGCUGGGAAUUUGAAUUGCAGUGAAAUUCAUACAGAAUUGUCCUCCAUUCUCUUUUUUCCCCAAGGAUUCAAUCUGAAGAGUAUUAAUCUUGUUGGACACCCCCCUUAUCACAUUUGAAUCUUAAUGUCUCCUGGUAAGUUUACGUCUGUUCCUAGGCAUCAUGUUUUGUUGUAUCUGAUGCUUAAAUUAAAUUCUUGGGGCAUAUUUAAUUAAUUCUUUAAGCUCAUAGAUUGAACUCUUGCAA
This is a messenger RNA of Morus notabilis, 1087 nucleotides long. Its product is annotated as PXMP2/4 family protein 4. Gene Ontology annotation, cellular component: cytoplasm; membrane. The transcript has 4 exons. NCBI's taxonomy places the organism in Eukaryota, Viridiplantae, Streptophyta, Magnoliopsida, Rosales, Moraceae. Bases 72 to 842 code for a protein of 256 amino acids. The record is from RefSeq and is a predicted model, not a curated record.